Botrytis cinerea B05.10 is the source of this 2275-nucleotide messenger RNA. RefSeq lists its product as hypothetical. Bases 724 to 1770 code for a protein of 348 amino acids. Lineage: Eukaryota; Fungi; Ascomycota; Leotiomycetes; Helotiales; Sclerotiniaceae. The transcript is spliced from 2 exons. The record is from RefSeq and is a predicted model, not a curated record. Gene Ontology annotation, molecular function: phenylpyruvate tautomerase activity.
GACCCGGGCUUGUAGAUCUUGUACGUAUCAUUGAUGAGCCCUUCGUACAGAACUCUGUCCAGACUCCAUUCAAGAUUAAACUUUUGGCUGCAGCCUGCAUCGCAUUCCAUAAAAGAGUCUGGAUCGUCCUUGCCUCGCCUCGUUCGCUCGUUCGCUCGUUCGCUCGUCCACCCGCUCAGUGCCGCCCGCACCUGCCAAAAACUAUUGACCUAUUUUGGUCUGCGACCCUUGCUACUCGCCCUCUCCCAUGCCUCACAUGGAGAAAAUGUUAUUUUAUUGAUCUUUGCUUCUCUCCGUCUCUCUCGUCUAUUGCAAAAACAACAUUCAUCUGCUCUGUUGGACAUUACUCUUUACAUUGCUUUUUCGAUCAUCUCUACACGUCAGACGUGCAUUUCUGGCUCAUUAUUCAUCCCAAGUACGAAUAUUCAGCCUUAUCGCUUCUUAUCGCAUGCAUUCGCACUGAAGGACGGUCGUCUUCGGAAAAGCCGAGGAACCAUUCUAUACUUGGUGCCUACCUGUCGACAUAGCUAUUGGGUCUAUCAUCUUGUGGUUCAGUUUCUGAAUACUCUGAUUUGUCUUAAACCUGCGCACAUCACAAUAUCCAACAUUCAGAACCAGACGUUUACUUUUCACAUCUGCUAUUCUUUCCUCUUGCUUUGGCUCGCGCAUUUUCAAUAUCUUUCCGAUUCGAGAAUCCACCGUCGGAGGGAGCUUUCCAUUGCAAUGUCAAUAACAGCGGCAAGCUACGAGCGAAUAUCCAACAAAUACGAACCGCCUUCGAAAGGGAUAGUUGAUAUCUAUUCCCAAAAGGGCUUUGUAUUGGAUAGCAACGGUGAUUCACGGUGUGUAAAAUCGAUCGAAGAGUUACCUGUUCAAUUACCACCUUCGCCAGCCGAUAGUGACAUGAUGGAUCUUAGUCGGCCAUCGCCACCGACCUCUCCAAUCAUUCUUGAAGGUCAACGAAUUACUAGAGAUAUUUCACGCGGUACUCCUGGCGAUAUGCAGAAAGCGAGUGUGCCCAAAUCACCAGAGCAAAAGCAGUUGGCAAAGAAGAGAAGCCAGUAUUAUGGUGAUGCGUUUGCAUAUCGAGAACCGGCCGGAAGUGCGAGAGAAAGAGUGAGCAGGGAUAGUAUGGUUCUUUGUGAACUGGUCACAAAUGUUAUUAUGCGUGAAGAACACACCCUUCUCACAAGUCUCUCUAAUCUUCUUUCAACCCGCUAUCAGCGUCCUGAAUCCUCCAUUUUCGUCACCCUCAAGCACUCCGCAUGCUUUAUCGUAGCUGGAACUUUCGAACCUGCGUAUAUCAUGACUAUAACUGCACUUCCAUCACAAAUGCAACCGACUACGAACAAGAGGAAUACAUCGUUACUCCAAAAUUAUAUGGCCACCACUGAAUUAUAUGUUGAGCCAGAGCGUGGUAUUAUUAAGUUUGUGCCAUUGGCCGAGGAGAAUUUCGCAACAAACGGGAAGACGGUUGCUGGUGAGAUAGAAGAACUAGAACGAGAAGCUGCAAAUGAGGCUUCAGGAUUCCGCAACUUACAUCCGUCAGGAAGUGUAAAGAGUAAGAAGAGACAGGCUGCAAAGUCUUCUAAGAGCCAAAAAUCCAGGAAUUUAGAAACCCAUGAUGAAUAUACCCCAUCUGUCAGUUCGAGGGCAACACUUAUGGCAACUCAUGACGAUGCAUUGGAUACCAAGGCGUUGAAUGUGCAGAAGUUGGGGAGAAGAAAAAGUUUUAUGGCUGCAGUUUUUGGAAGCAAGUCCAAGUCUUGAAGAUAGUGAAAUGGUACACGUUAGAAGAUGGUUCAAAUGAAACAUCUCUAGGGGAAAUUUACAUUGAUGGGGAAGAUGUGGUCUAGCGACCCACAAAAGUAUAAAAGUGCUUGCAUUAUGGUUAUCUGUGUAGCGACGGAGUUUACAGGGAAUAUGAUACCUGCAAUACAUGGAUGGAUGGAAAAGGUCGAUACGAUCAAUGGGAUAGGAGAAGACAUUGUGAAAGGGUUAUUGCUUCACUGGUUGGAUACGGCGUCACAUUAUAAGAUUGGCAAGGUGGUCUCUAUGGAUAUAUUACCGGGGGCUUUCUCCCAUGCUGACUAUGGAAUAAAAUUAGUAGAGGGUUUUCACGGAGUGGGCGGAAUGGAGUGGAAUGGAAUGAAUAAUGUUAAUAAUAGGAUAUAAAAGUUGAACUGCUCUUGGGUUUUGCUACAAGGCUUGAACAAGAGGCAUAAUAUUAAUACCGUGACGGGACUCUACUUGAAUGAUUACUAUGUCGGAAUGA